Messenger RNA from Aphanomyces astaci, 825 nucleotides. RefSeq lists its product as hypothetical. The transcript is spliced from 4 exons. The record is from RefSeq and is a predicted model, not a curated record. Bases 1 to 825 code for a protein of 274 amino acids. Lineage: Eukaryota; Oomycota; Saprolegniomycetes; Saprolegniales; Verrucalvaceae.
AUGACCACCGAACUCGAUGCUGCCAUCGCGUUCGUAGCCAAGGCUCGGCCAAAGGCGCUCACAGUGGGCGAAAAGCUCGACAUCAUCCGCCUACAGGCAUACUUCCGUAAAUCGGGAAUAAAAGACGUCUCAAACCACGUUGCUACCAUUUUGGGUCGCAGCAACAAAACAAUACAAACUGUGUGGUCCCAAGUCCCCGGAACCCAGGCUGUCUUGACGCUCGUGUUGGACUUUGUUCGUGCCAAGUGGUUGACGCACUCGCGCGUCGAUGCUCGUGACGCCAUGGAACUGCUUUGCGAGCACGGCCACUUGGAUUUGUUGCGAGCGGCCCAACGACGGGGAACGUCCUUGGGCUUGAAAUCUUCACCGGCGGGGCAAGACAGCCGAAGGACUACAAACGCGAUGUUCACCCACGACUUUUUUGUUGACUGGUUUACCGACCUACUCGACGAAGUAGAGUCAAUGAACUUGCAUGGCGUGAUCUUUGCAAUGGACAAUUCAAAGUACCAUAAGGGCUUACCUGACGGCACCCCAAAAGCCACGUGGAAGAAGGCUCAACUGUUGGACGCCUGUCAACGGCUCGGUCUUGGUGUGAUGGCUCGUGAGCGUGUGUCACGGUGCGACUGCGGGGUCCAUGACCCUGCCGAGACUGCGAAGCCAGACGAGGCCCUGAUCGACCCUCUGACCUUCCUGAAGACCGGGUUGCCUUUCCCGUUCUGGCUAGACCUCCCAGACCUUAUAUACCUCCCAAAAUCGAUGACCCGGACCGUCAUACGGGUGUCGAAGAUCUACCAAGACGGAGAUCCCUCAACCAUCAACCGCUGA